Messenger RNA from Metopolophium dirhodum (rose-grain aphid), 4180 nucleotides. Its product is annotated as F-box only protein 25. The record is from RefSeq and is a predicted model, not a curated record. Gene Ontology annotation, cellular component: SCF ubiquitin ligase complex; cytoplasm; nucleus. Gene Ontology annotation, biological process: protein ubiquitination. Gene Ontology annotation, molecular function: protein binding. Bases 194 to 1339 code for a protein of 381 amino acids. The transcript has 8 exons. Lineage: Eukaryota; Metazoa; Arthropoda; Insecta; Hemiptera; Aphididae.
UCUUUUUUCAGUCUUUGUUCUCAUUCCGUACGGUGUUGGUGUAUGCACCUGCGGUUCAUUCUCAGUUGUUUUUCCUCUAAACGACUAAAUAACUUUAUUCCUAAAUCCUAGCAUACAAAUAUAAUAGUAUUACAUAAUUCUUUACACACUCGCCUGAAAAUAAUAUUAUACAUUUGUCCAUAGUAUUAUUAUAAUGCCAUUUAUAUCGAAGGAUUGGCGAUCUCCAGGGGAAGUAUGGGUGAAAACAGAAGAAGGAUGGGAAAAAAAGAAAAUCCUGGAAUGCUGCAAUUUUUUACUAGGACAACAAGAUAAUUUAUUGACCAGAUAUUCUGUUUCCGAUCAUUCUGAUGAAGAGAAGGCUGAUAAUAUAGAUAACUGGAAUGAAGAUGAAAAUUCCGAGGAAAAAGAAAACAAAGGCUCUACUAACCAUUUCAAACGUCCCAGAACUAAAUAUUCCAGUGAAAGUCAGUAUGAUGGUGUUAUCCAGCCUCAUUGCCAUAUUACAAUAAAAUGUACAAAAGAGAUUGCAGGGUUUAAUGGUUUAAGUGAGGCACUCAAACGAUUAGACUUUCGUUCUGCUGUACACGAUGUCCGCCGUUUUCACUAUAUUUGUAAACUCCUUGAUCUCCUAGUGUCUCAUAGACUAAAUGCAUUGUCUGGUUGUGCUCAAAGGGUUCUAUUUAAUAUAAUUGAAGAAGUCGCUCACCAAGUAUCUCAAAGUCAACAAAACAAACAUAUGUUAGACCGUCUUUUAGGACAACUUCGUGAGGUUGUUGAAUGUGCAUGUUGGGGCAGACCACUGGGAUCAACAAUUUUAUGGGAACAACACUUAACUACUAUUAAUCGUAUUCAUGAAAUAGCUGAUCAAAUAGAAAUUCGUCAACCUGGUGAUAAUGAAGAACCACAAUUUGAUCAACUUCCAGAGGAGUGUGUUCGUGAGGUAUUGUUAAGGUUAGCUGAUCAUCGUGAUCUGGAGCGUUCAGCACAUGCAUGGGGAGUAAUGGCACGUUUAGUAGAUGAAUUACGUAUUUGGCGUGAAUUAUGUCAAUUUCACUUUAGUCCACGUCAAAUACAGUCAGUAAUUGAUAGCUCACCAAGUACCAGUGAAGACUGGCAGCUAAUAUAUCACAAGUUAAGAAAAUGUUAUGGAUUACGAGAAGAAUAUGCUGAAAUGAUACAGCUAUGCCGAAACUGUAGAUGUUUGUUUUGGCAUAGUAUUGGACAUCCGUGUAUUGCAGACACUGAUCCUCAUUUUAUGGAAAAACUUGAAGAUGUUGAUAAAAAUUCAUUGUAUGUACCUAUACCACCACAAGCUUUUCUUAAAUUUUUUUCACUCUAAGAUCUUAAAUAAAAAUGAAGUUGAAUCAAGUUUAUUAAUAUUAUGGACUAUGGUAACUAGAAGUAUAAUUACAUUUUUUUAUUUGCACAAUUUUAUUCAUAGAAAUUUCAAACUUAUAGAAUAAGUAUAGGUAUUAUAAAUUGUUUAAAAAUGUAAGAUUAAAUUAAAUAAUGACAUUUAAACAUGAUUAUAAUAAAAACUGAAACAUAAAUCAAAAUAUAUUUAUGUAUUAAAAUUUAAAAGUUAUAAAAUAAAAAUAAAAAUUAUUUUUCUAGAAAAUAAAUGCACAUGAUAAUAAUAUAGUGUAUAAUAUACUUUUGAAAUGUAUAUAUUUUUGACAAUCUUAAAGCACACAGAGUUCAUUAAUGACAAUUUAAAUAUUUAAUAUUGCAUAGUUACAUAUUCAAUUUUCAGUAAUAAAAUAUAAAAGUAAAAUUACAAUUUUUCAAUAUUUUCCUUUACUUUUUUUUCUGUGAAAAAACAACUGAUAUUUUCUAGUCAUAGUUUUUUAGUAUAUUAUUAUUGUGGCUCCCUCCAUUUAAACUAGUUAGGUCUUGAAAUUAAAUACCAAAUAAUAUACUUAAAAGUUAAAUAAAUGUUAUUUAGUGUAAACAUAUUGCGGUACAAAUGUACAAUCAUUACUUAAUUGUGUAGCUGAGCUGAAAUUAGUAUUCAAACUUUAUGUAUAUUGAUUUGUUAAAUAUAAAAUAUAGAUAAUAUCAAUUAAUAUUCAUUUCACUUCAGACAUUUUUAAGUUUUUUUUAAAUAAUAGUACAAUACAUUCAAGAUUCCAAUAUUAUUUUAACAAAGUCAUAUAAAGUUAGAAUAAUAGGUAUUAUGUUUCAAAUACUAAAUUCAUUUUUCAAAAUAAAGAAUUUUAUUUUAUUUUAUCCAAGUAAAUAGUGUUAAAUUAAAAAAUAUAUUACAAAUAGUAUUAAUGCAAAUACAAAAUAAAAAGUACACAUUGGUGAUAAUUAUAGAUAACCUUAUUUUUAAUAAAAUAUUAACAUAAAAUGUGUGAUAUAUAUAUAUUUUAAACAGACUACUGUUUAAUGAUUUAUUGAGUCAAUGUUCUGAUAUUUUGAAUACAUUAUUUUUUUUGCAUUAAAAGGUCAACAUAACAAGGGUGUUUACAGAAAUUUUUCAAGAGAGGGCAGAAUAUUUUAAUUUUUAAAUUUUUAAAUUACUAUCCGAUUAGUUAUAAAGUAGGGUUUUUUCGUAUUGGUAGGGAAUGUAAAAAUGAUAUACAAAUUAUGUCUUUUAUUUAACAUAAUAAUGAUAAUUUACCCAGAAAAAAACCAAGGGCAACUGUCCCUACUUGUCACCCACUAGGUACCCUCUGCGGACACCCUUGCAACAUACUAUGAAUUAGAGGACCUUUAAUCUUUCUAAAUUACAUUGUUUAACAAUAUAUAAUGUUAUUGAUUGUUUCUAUUUUAUCAAAACUUUAACUACACACCGUUAUAGCUAUAUAUGAAAUAAAUAUAUUUUUAUAGUAUUAUGAUUUAUGUAAUAAAUUGUUUAGUUUCUAUGAAGUAUAUGAUUAAAUAUAUCAAUCUAAAAUCACUUUAAAGGUAAAAUUCAUUGAAAUUUACUAGCUAAAAGAUUUUUUUUUUUAAUAAAAUAAAAUAUUUGUUUAUUUUUUAAUUAAAAAUAUCAUAUAACUUAUAUUAUAAUAUAUAUAAUCAAAAUAUUUUAAGUUAGAUAUUAGGUCAAAUCAUAAUAUAUUAUUGGAUAUUAUGUACUGAAAUAUUAUUUUAAAAACUCAUAUUAUGUUACUAUCGUUGUAUUUCUUAAGCCUUAUGAAUUUAAACUUAAAUCACCCAUAAAGAUUCAAGACUUUUAAGGAAGAUAUUAGAGUGCAUCAAUACAUAAAGGUUCAAAAUUGAGGGUUCUAGAAGUUACAUGUGCGAUAUACUAGCGAAAUGUACUGACCUGUGCCAGAGUCAUGCCUUGAUAUGAGUCUGUUAGUAACUACUAUGUAUCGAUAAGUAUCUAAUUUUUCUUCUUAAAAAUCUUGAUAUUAUAUUGAUGGGAUUUUUAUUUUUUGUAAAUAAUGCAUUUCAAACAAACUAAUAUGUAGAUUAUUUUUAGUGUGUUUCAGAUUUAAUUUAAAUAAAUCUUAUUAAUUUAACAUACUUAGAAGGCCAAGGUAACUAGAACCUACUGAACUAGUAAUUUCAAUAAAUUUCCCUUUUCCUAAUUAGAUUAGGUAUUGACAUAUUGUUUAUCUAAGUAUAUACAAAAAGUUUUAUAUCAUACAUUUAUAAUUUGUUAAGUGAUAUAGAUUUAAUUUUUGUUUUUGAAUUUAUUUUAAGAUAAAUUUUUUGUAAUGAAACAUUUUUAUAUUUUGUUUUGUGAAAAUGCAUUUGAUUUGUGAUUUUAUUUUAGUUAUUAUCUGUUGUAUGUGAUUUUUUUUUGUAUUUAAUGGGGACUUAAUUUAGCAGUCAUAUAUUAUUUUUAUUAUGUUAAUAACUUGUGUUUUUUUUCUCUUACGAUGUCUUUAUUUUUGUUCUUCAGUAACGGUUUCAUAAAUUGGUUAAUUUAUAGUUUAUACAUUGAUUGAGACACAUGUAGAUGGCGAACAAUAAACAAUACAAGUUUAAUUGUUAAUGGUACAUUAAUAGGCUUCUAAAUAUUAUACAGUUUCAAAUUGUAGUUGUAUUGUAUUAUAUUUAUAUAGGUACCAACUGUUUUAUGCUGUUGUUAAAAUUGUUAUUUAAAUUUGUUAUUAUUUUAUAGUUAAAAACAAAUUAAGUUAGCUUAUGAAAUGAAAUAACAUGUUCAUUAAUAGAAUUUAAUUUUGUUUAAGACUUUCAAUAUAGCUUCCAACUGAUUUAA